AUGUCACUGCCACAAUUCGUGACUGCUAGCGCCCAAGCUGACACUGAGACCGAUAAUGGCACACUGGGAAGCUCCCAGGCGUCCAAGGCCCGCGCCCCCCAGUCACCAGUGAUCUUAUCGGCGCCACCUCAGCUUGCCGAGCGGGCUCCACCAAGACGAAGCAAGCUCCAGUGCAGUGCAUUCGACGACACUGCACCGACCUGCCAACCUCCUCCAGCUACGUACAUCGCAGCGCCUCGCAUCGUCUCCAUCAAUCCGCCCGCCCACGCCCUUCCUAAUCGCCCCCCCUCCGACCCAACACGCAUUGUCUUCUAA
This is a messenger RNA of Colletotrichum paranaense, 315 nucleotides long. RefSeq lists its product as uncharacterized. The record is from RefSeq and is a predicted model, not a curated record. Bases 1 to 315 code for a protein of 104 amino acids. The transcript has a single exon. NCBI's taxonomy places the organism in Eukaryota, Fungi, Ascomycota, Sordariomycetes, Glomerellales, Glomerellaceae.